Messenger RNA from Pyrus x bretschneideri (Chinese white pear), 1017 nucleotides. Its product is annotated as late embryogenesis abundant protein At1g64065. NCBI's taxonomy places the organism in Eukaryota, Viridiplantae, Streptophyta, Magnoliopsida, Rosales, Rosaceae. Bases 126 to 785 code for a protein of 219 amino acids. The transcript has a single exon. The record is from RefSeq and is a predicted model, not a curated record.
CCGACACUUCACCAUCAACGACACCAACAAGAAGACAAUCAAAGUUUCCAUGAAACUCAUCAACCUUUCCCAUUACCAAUUAUAUAUCUCCGGCCACCACUUUUGCAUCUGUUAAUUUCAUCACCAUGGCUUCUCCUAAAGAACAAGUCAAGCCUUUUGCCCCAGCCAACUCACACUAUCUCCGCAGUGAUGAAGAGGAAGUCGCCUCUUUGCACAUAAAGCUCCGGCAAAGAAAAUACGUGCACUGUUGCGGCUGUGUCUCUGCCGUGUUCUUAAUCAUAGCUGUAACAGCCAUAGUCCUCGGAUUCACCGUGUUUCAUGUAAAGGAUCCGAAGAUCAAGAUGAACGAGGUCACAGUCCAACGGCUGGAGCUUGCCAAUGGAACCCUACGGUCGGAUACUAACAUAACACUCCUAGCGGAUGUCUCCGUCAAAAAUCCUAACGUGGCAUCUUUCAAGUAUAGCAAUGCCACCACUUUGGUUUACUACAGCGGGACGGAGGUCGGCGAAGGGAGGACUCCAGCGGGAGUGGCAAAGGCGAGGCGGACGUCGAGGAUGAAUGUUACGGUAGAUAUUGUUCCCCGGAAGAUCUUGGGCGUACCGGGGCUCAUGAGGGAGGUGGCUUCAGGGGAACUGACCAUGACGACUUAUACGAGAAUUCAGGGUAAGGUGAAAGUCGUCAUGGUCAAGAAAAAUGUAGUGGUUGAAUUGAAUUGUACCGUGAGGUACAAUUUUUCAAGCGGGGAGAUUCAACGAGAAGAUUGCAAACGGAGGGUUCGUCUGUAAUGAUUAGGAUUCAUUUUUUUCGAUCUGUUGAAAAUUGGAUCAGAUUAAUCUUACACAUGAGUAAGUUAUACUGUUGUAAUUUAUUGAUUAUAUCUGAUAGUAAUAUAGAAACACAGGUUACUAAAAGAGCAGUCGUUGUAUGGAAGUUGUAGCCUUUUCAAUUUUCAUGAUCAUUGCCAAUCAUCAAAAGAGUUCUAUGUUAAUUGAUACUUAAUGCCAGAAUUUUACUUUA